This is a messenger RNA of Aspergillus mulundensis, 1062 nucleotides long. Its product is annotated as homoserine acetyltransferase family protein. Lineage: Eukaryota; Fungi; Ascomycota; Eurotiomycetes; Eurotiales; Aspergillaceae. Bases 1 to 1062 code for a protein of 353 amino acids. Gene Ontology annotation, biological process: biosynthetic process. The transcript is spliced from 6 exons. Gene Ontology annotation, molecular function: acyltransferase activity, transferring groups other than amino-acyl groups. The record is from RefSeq and is a predicted model, not a curated record.
AUGGCCACGCAAGACUACGGGAUAUUCGGACUCGGAGACUGGGAGCUCCAGAGCGGUUCGAAGCUUAUCAAUGCCCAUAUAGCUUAUAAGACCUUCGGAGAUCCAACGUCUCCAGCUAUUGUCUAUCCCACAUGGUUCUCUGGGGCCAUUGCGGACAAUUUCUGGCUCAUAGGACAAGACAAGACUCUCAACCCAGAGAACUAUUACAUUAUAGUUCCCGCGCUGUUCGGAAAUGGCCAGUCGACCUCGCCCUCGAAUUACCCAAUUGAAGGAGAGUGGCCGAAAGUGUCCUUCUACGACAACGUCCGUGCUCAAUAUCAGCUUGUCACCGAGCACCUAGGAAUAAAUCACUUGCGUGCUGUAAUCGGGUGGUCGAUGGGAGGAGCUCAGACCUACCAAUGGGCCACACAGUAUCCUGACUUUAUGGACCUGGCUGUGCCGUUUUGCGGUUCGGCGAAGACAUCCCUUCACAACCAGGUGUUUCUCGAGGGCGUCAAGAGUGCUCUGCUAGCAGCGAAAGGCAUCCAGUCUGCGGGAUCUGGCCAAGGUGGUGUACUUGCUUCUGGACAGACGCUGAGGGCAUGGAACGAGGCCGAAAAGGAAGUCGGACUCAAAGCAUUUGGCAGGGGUUAUGCUGGCUGGGGCUUCUCUCAGGCGUUUUACCGGGAGAGGCUGUAUGAAAGCGACUUGGGAUACAAAGACCUCGAAGACUUUAUGCAAAAUUUCUGGGAGGCUUGGGCUCUUUCUAAAGAACCGGGAAACCUUCUGGCGAUGGCGCAAACUUGGCAGAAUGGCGAUGUCAGCAAGCAAGAGCCGUACAAUGGCGACUUUGAAAAAGCCCUAGCAGCGAUCAAAGCAAAAACGCUGGUGUUGCCUGCAAGAACUGAUCUUUACUUUCCGCCAGAAGACUCCGAAUAUGAAGUCAAAAACAUGAGCCCAGGAGUCGGCACUCUUCGUGUUUUUCCGUCAAUUUGGGGCCAUUGGGCUGGGGGCCCUGGUGAUAGUAAGGAUGAUGUGAAAUGGCUUGAUGAACAAUUGUCGAGUUUCUUUCAACAGAACUAG